Messenger RNA from Lolium perenne, 1601 nucleotides. RefSeq names its product F-box protein KIB4-like. The record is from RefSeq and is a predicted model, not a curated record. Lineage: Eukaryota; Viridiplantae; Streptophyta; Magnoliopsida; Poales; Poaceae.
ACCGGAGUUCCCCACGCCCAAAACCGGCAACCGCUCUCCGCAACUAUCUCUCCUCCGCCGCGAUCGAUCCCCCAAUAUAUAAACCUAGCCAAUCCGGCCAACCCGCCUCCAGGCGACCACCCGAAGCUGCCAUGGCGGACUGGUCGGGCCUCCACGAGGACUUCCUCCUCCUGCUGGUCCCGCGCCUCCCCUCCCUCGACCUCCGCCGCUUCCGCGCCGUCUGCGCCUCCUGGCGCGCCGCCGCGGCCACCUUCACAUCCGCCCACGGCCGCCCGCGCCCCGACCGCCCCUGGCUCGCGCUCCCCACCGACGCGCCCGACCCGGACGGCCGCCGAUUCGUCAUCUGCCGCGACCGCGAGGUCCCCGUCGUCACCCUCCCGGCGCGCCUCGGCCGCGCGCACGACCGCCGCUUCGUGCCCCUCGGCUCCUCCCGCGGCGCCAUCGUGGCCGCCGACGACCGCGGCGACAUGCACCUGCUCGACCUCGUCACCGGCAAGCGCAUGCCGCUGCCCCCCGCCGCCACUCUCCCGCUCGUCGACCGCGUCGAGCGGACCCCCGCCGGCCUCCUCACGCUCCACCACCAGCGCGCCGGCGUCUCCGGCGCCGACCCCGUCGACGGCCUCAUCCACAAGGCCAUCCCGGUGCCCACCCCGGACGGCGGGGUGCUGGUGGUCGCCAUCUACCGCCAGCCGCACCACCGCAACCAGUGGGCCACGGCGCGGCCCGGCGACGGCGCGUGGAAGUCGGUCAAGCCCAGCAGCAUCCCCGCCGUCGUCGACCUGGCGCUCCACCGCGGCCAGCUCUACGCCAACACGCACUACGGGAUGGUCUACGUCUACCCGGAGCUAUGCGGGCUCGGCUCGGCGUCGCCCGAGAUCAUCCCGUCCGUGACGCGCCGCCCGACCUCGUACGUCGAGCGCAGCUUCCUCGUCGAGACCCCCGGCGGCGCCGGGCUCAUGCAGGUGGAGCUGCUCCGCCCCGUACUGGCGGCCGGGGGCGAGGGCUUCGUGGUGCGCAUGCUGGACGAGUGCGGCGAGACGUGGGAGGAGGAGGAGGACAUCGGGGACGUCGCGGUGCUCGUCGACGCGUCCGGCGCCGUGGCAGCGUCCACCAGGGACUGCCCCGGGCUCAGGCCAAGCACCGUGUACUACGCCGUCGACCUCGACGGCGAGACGAGGGUGUGGGCCUACAGCCUCGCCGGCAAGCACAAGAAGAUCGAGGUCGUCGAGUCACUCCCCAGGGCGGAGGGCUACAAGCCGCCCUGCUUCUGGUACACGCCGGUAUAUGCACAGUGAAGCAAAUCUUGAUUUGAUUUUGCCUUGCUAAAUCGCUAGGCGUCGCGUCGGGUUGUGCAGGAAGCUGCUGUUCUUUACAUGUCUUGCGAUUGGCCUUGACCGCCAUGGCAUUAGUAUUUGUUGGUCUGGUCGUGAUGCAGUGUGGGUCUACGAGUCGUGCAAUGGGGGCACCUAUUUUGAGUUGUAAACUGGUGAAACGCUGAUGAGUGUUCAUCAGGAGUGUGUGUCUAGUGCAGGGAACUUGGUGUCUCUGCUGAUUGUCACAACUAUGUACAUACAUACAGGAAACUGAACUUGAUUCAAACU